Molecule: messenger RNA, 1035 nt
Organism: Acanthaster planci (crown-of-thorns starfish)
Lineage: Eukaryota; Metazoa; Echinodermata; Asteroidea; Valvatida; Acanthasteridae
Product: cytochrome P450 2J2-like
Biological process (GO): xenobiotic metabolic process
Cellular component (GO): intracellular membrane-bounded organelle; cytoplasm
Molecular function (GO): oxidoreductase activity, acting on paired donors, with incorporation or reduction of molecular oxygen, reduced flavin or flavoprotein as one donor, and incorporation of one atom of oxygen; iron ion binding; steroid hydroxylase activity
Source: RefSeq, a predicted model, not a curated record
AUGGAGGAAGCCCGUCACCUUUGCCGAGCCUUGGAACAGACAGGCAAAGGAACCUUCUUCGACCCUAGAAACCAGAUCCAAAUGGCUGUGGCUAACAUCAUCUGUACCUUCUGUUUCGGCCGAAGGUUCGACUAUACAUCCUCGGAGCUGCAUCAGCUAGUCUCCGGCCUGCAGGCUGUCUCUCACAUCUCAGGGCUGAGCAUCACCCGGGAGAUACCACUCCUCUUCCUCGCUCCCCGCUUCAAAGAAUUCCGAGAAGGAGAACUGACCUACCGGCAGAUUAUAAACGACCUCGUGACUCAUCACAAAGAAACAUUUGACCCGAGUCACCACCGUGAUCUUACCGACAAAUUGAUUCAGGAGACUUCUAACAAAGAUUCUAUCUUCUCGUUCGGUGGCGACAGGAUUUUUCGGACUUUGAUGGACAUGUUUGCAGCAGGGGCAGACACUACGUCCUCAGUUCUUCAGUUUGCCCUGUGGCAUAUGGCGCUGUACCCCAAAAUUCAGCAAAAGGUCCGUAGCGAGAUACUGACGGCUAUCGGCGCAGAUCAGGCCCCGGAGCUAUCGGAUCGGCCUCGCCUGCCCUACACCCAAGCCACGGUUAACGAGGUCUUGCGACUUUCUCAUCCUGUACCCUUGAGCCUGCUGCACCGUACUACGGCACCCCUGGAGUUAGCUGGCUAUCACAUCCCCAAGGGAACUGAACUGAUGACUCCCAUCGCCUGUCUGAACAUCGAUCCCAGAAUCUGGAGGGAACCAGACAUCUUCAACCCAGAAAGAUUCCUCUCCGAAGAUGGCAAGACGGUGGUUCAGCCGCCCGGGUUUCUGCCGUUUGGCACGGGUUGUCGGAUGUGCCUGGGAGAAACAUUAGCCCGCACCGAGUUGUUCCUGUUCUUUGCCGCCAUCAUGCAACGCUUCAUGUUUGACCUUCCACCGGACGCACCCAAGUCUCAUUCGGGCUUCUUGGGUUUCUUCUUGUGGUUUCCAGACCAGUUCAAAAUUAGUGCCACUCCUAACUUUCAGUCCCAGGGAUAA